Messenger RNA from Thyridium curvatum, 1338 nucleotides. RefSeq lists its product as uncharacterized. Gene Ontology annotation, cellular component: nucleoplasm; cytosol. Gene Ontology annotation, biological process: proteasome-mediated ubiquitin-dependent protein catabolic process; nucleotide-excision repair. Lineage: Eukaryota; Fungi; Ascomycota; Sordariomycetes; Thyridiales; Thyridiaceae. The record is from RefSeq and is a predicted model, not a curated record. Bases 1 to 1338 code for a protein of 445 amino acids. Gene Ontology annotation, molecular function: polyubiquitin modification-dependent protein binding; ubiquitin binding; damaged DNA binding. The transcript has 5 exons.
AUGAAGGUUACGUUCAAGGACCUCAAGCAGCAGAAAUUCAUCAUCGAGUGUGAGCCCUCGGAGACGGUACGCGAGAACCCCACCCAGACUUUGCGCUCAACACUGCUCCCUGAACUUGGGAUGAUCUUCAACAUUCUGACCAUUACUCUUCAGAUCGCUGCUGUCAAGCAGAAAAUCUCGGAGGAGCGAGGCUGGGACCCGAAGCACCAGAAGCUCAUCUACUCUGGCAAGAUUCUGAAGGAUGAGGACACUGUCGAGUCGUACAAGAUUGAGGAGAAAGGCUUUGUUGUCUGUGUUGUGAACAAGGUGCGCCCUCUGACCGCUCUGGGUAGCUGGACUGUUGCAUUGAUCAAUCUCUCUUUCCGAUUCCAGCCCAAGGAGCCCAAGCCUGCGCCGGCGGCCGAGCCUGCUGCAUCCUCCUCUGCGGUCCCCGCAACCCCGGCCCCUGCCUCCGCCGCAACUCCUGCCGCCCCUCAGGCUCCCGCCCAGUCCAAUACUGCUGCUGCUGCUGCUGCUGCUGCUGCUGCCCCGGCGACUCCAACACCCGCUAGGAGCGGCGAGGCCGCUGGCAACUACAACGACCCGAAUGCCCUGGCACUCGGCGAGCAGCGCGCCGCCGCUAUCGAGAACAUGGAGGCCAUGGGCUUUGAGCGAUCGCAGAUCGAGGCUGCUAUGCGUGCAGCCUUCUUCAACCCCGACCGCGCUGUCGAAUACCUUCUGAAUGGUAUCCCCGAGAAUCUCCAACAGCCGGAGCAACCAGCCCACCAGGCCCCGGCACAACAAGCUGCCACGGCAGGCGCCGGCGGAGCACCCAGCGCUGGUGCUGGCGGUGACGAGGAAGGCGGAAUCAAUCUGUUCGAUCUCGCGGCUCAGCAAGGCCAGCGCGGUAGCGCUCGUGGCGCGGGCGCCGGUGCUGGCGCUGGAGCAGCUGCUGGCGCUGCCGCUGCGCAGGGACUCGGUAACCUCGACUUCCUUCGGCACAAUGCCCAGUUCCAGCAGCUCCGUCAGGUCGUUCAACAACAACCCCAGAUGCUCGAGCCGAUUCUGCAGCAGCUCGGUGCUGGCAACCCCCAGCUUGCCCAGCUGAUCGCCGCAAACCCCGACCAAUUCCUCGGCCUCCUGAGUGAGGAUGCUGACGAUGACGCUCCGCUGCCCCCUGGUGCACAGGCUAUCUCUGUGACGGAGGAGGAGCGUGAUGCUAUUGAGCGGCUAUGUCGUCUUGGUUUCGACCGCGAGCAGGCGAUCCAGGCCUACUUUGCGUGCGACAAGAACGAGGAGUUGGCCGCCAACUUCCUGUUCGACCAACCCGAUGACGAUGAGGGUGGCAACCCGCAGUAA